Aspergillus aculeatus ATCC 16872 is the source of this 3012-nucleotide messenger RNA. Its product is annotated as CeGAL family transcription factor. Gene Ontology annotation, biological process: DNA-templated transcription; regulation of DNA-templated transcription. Gene Ontology annotation, molecular function: DNA binding; DNA-binding transcription factor activity, RNA polymerase II-specific; zinc ion binding. The transcript has 8 exons. Lineage: Eukaryota; Fungi; Ascomycota; Eurotiomycetes; Eurotiales; Aspergillaceae. The coding region runs from base 252 to 2618 and encodes 788 amino acids. The record is from RefSeq and is a predicted model, not a curated record.
AGACUCACCUCAGUUAAACUACAUACGGGAACGGGUUACGCAUCCACCGAGUCAUGAGAGAGUCAGGAACCACUCAUCCAGGACUUCUCCACCCCCCGCCCCCCUCUCCAUUGACGCUGAAUCCAAAUCCAAAACGUCCUCCAACCACGGCAGUGCCUUCCAUUUAACCCAUCCCUAUUGAUACCACAACCGACACACCUGAUCAACAACAUGCGGGUUCUUCUCCUCUCACAACCCCACGUAUCCCCAUAAUGCAGAUAUCCAACUGGACAACUCAAUCAGCGUCAGCGUUGUUUCAAGUCGCUGCGCCUGAAGCAAAAGGGCACAGCCAUGGAGAUAACCCGAUCCCCCCUUUGCUUAGGCCCAGUAGGGACCUUUCCGGUAUCAGAAAGAUGGCCAUCCCGAGGUUGGCUGAAGGAAAAGAAGCAGUCCAUUCCGCUCGGUCUCACCGUCGCCACGUAAGUCGAGCGUGCGAAUCUUGUAGGCAGAGAAAGACAAAAUGCACGGGAGACAAGUCAGGCUGCCGCAACUGUCGGGAUGCCGGGAUGAUCUGCUGCUACACUGACGGAAAAAGAGAGAAGUCUAAAAGACAAAUGGCCGGCUUGGAAACUAAGAUCAAUGCCUAUCAAGAAAUUUUGCAAAGAUUAAGCAUUCGUUAUCGCAUGUCUGAAGAGCAGCUGAUCAGACUCGCUUUGGCAGGGGAAGACCCGUCCGAAGACGCCUCCUCCCAUGACGAUUCUGCGACUCCGAACACCGAGGCCCGGAGGCAAUCGUCGGUAUCUGAAGCCAUUACACCUUUGUUUUCGGGAUUUGAGAACAACCUAGACCUCAUAGAGGAGGAUUUAAAUCGGGACGAGGCUUCGCAAGCGACUGGUUUCGUCGGCCAGAGCUCAGAGAUCUCUUGGCUACAGACUCUGGCCAGAGAACUGGAACUUGGCUAUGAUCAUGGAUACUUCAGUGGGAAGGAGCCAUCCCCAGCAAAAGCAGCAGCCCACCACAAUCGCUUCAUCUCAUUUCCGAACUACCAUUUAGACGCCAUGGAGAUCCCUAUAUAUGACAACGUGGAUCCAUAUUCUUGCCCCGCCAAGGAUGUUGCAACGAAGCUUUACAAGACAUACCUUGAUUGGGUUCACCCCUCGUUUCCGAUCAUCGGCACUGCCCCUUUUGGGGCACAAUUCCUGGCUUUCGUCACAAACUCAUCCUUACGCCCUGGGUCCCUACGCCCUGGGAAUCGCUGGCUAGCAAUACUCAACCUGAUCUUCGCCCUUGCUACUAAGUACGCGCAUUUAUCCGAGGCUGAGUGGCAAAUGGAUAAGGACGCACAUUUUGUGUACUUUCUCAAGGCCAAAGCUUUGGGUCUAGAUCAUCAGCUACUCACUUUCCCUGACCUACAGCAGCUGCAGAUUGAAGGACUAACUGCUUUGUAUAUGCUGACGCUGGGCCAUGUGAACCGCGCUUGGGCAACUUGUGGAAGCGCGAUCCGCGGGGCUCUAGGCCUUGGGUUGCAUCUACGCCAUCUUGGAGACAGCAUAUCCGACACUUCAAGAGAAAUCAGAUGCCGUGUAUGGUGGUCUCUAUAUACGCUUGAUCUUCGGCUCAGUGUGAUGACUGGGAGGCCUUCUUUCAUCCCCGACAGCCUGUGUACGACACCUCUGCCCCUUCCAUUCGAUGAGCAAGACUUUGGGAGGGAAGAGGUGAUGCGGCAGCUUAGGCGCUCGAUUGACGGUAGCCCCUGUCCGACGGAAAUGCUGUCAACGGGCCAGUCGGAUUUGAAUGCAAUGAGCACGGUGGCCGAGAAGGUGGAUUCAGAAGAAGACAGAUACUCACCCUGCGGGUCCUUGUACUUUGUUCAUUUGGUGCAACUAACCAUGAUUGCAAAAGAAUCCCUAGCCAAGAUCUACACCCCGAGCACAAUUCGAUCUCCUUGGCAAAGCAUUGAGUUCGCCAUACACAGCCUCACACAUAAACUUGACACAUGGCUGAACAAUCUCCCCAACGAAUACGAUUUCACCCGCACCCAGUCAUCGCAUGUAUCGUCGGAAACGUCAAAUCAGAGGCUUAGUCUGGCUCUAUUGUUUUACAGCACCAGAAUGGGCAUCACACGACCAUGCCUUCGUCGUGUAGAUUCCUUUAGCGAAGGGGACAAGAUGCAAGAGUUCGGUCAGGAAAUUGCUGCAGAGUGCGUUGAAUCAGCCUGUCACAUGUUAAGACUGUUCCCAGAGGACUUGAAAGCUGCAACGCUAUAUACAGCGUCACCUUGGUGGUGUUUAUUGCAUUACUUGAUGCAAGCAACGGCGGUACUCGCUCUUGAGCUCGCCUUUCAAGCUCAACAUGUACCGGAUAAAACGCCGAUGGUUUCGAAAGCUCUUGAUAAAGCGUAUGAGUGGCUGUCUUUGAUGUCAAGGACACAAAAGACUCCGGAAAGAGCCCGCAGACUCUGUGAUCGGCUUUUGCGCCAACUCAAACAACGGGAGGACAUCAAAGUCUCUGAGUCUCCUUCCGUCCACGAUUACGACGAGUUCUUUCCUUACGACACAACUAUUGGUCAGCUCACGGGCUCCUUCUUCCCUACGGAGUAUGGAAUGGAUGUGGAACCGAGUAAUCUCUACCACUUUUGACAAUCCACUCGAGUAUUCGACAUCAGUGUAAGGGUCAAACUCAGAGUGGGGGACUUCGGAUAGGCAUGCUCGGAGACUGUCCCAUCAGCACAACCCUUAUCCUUAUUCAUUCAUCAGCAUCAUAAAGGUGGAAACUGUGUGUGUGUCUGUGCGCAAGCCGAUCAUGCCUAACGGAAAUGAUACAAAUUAGUUUUCACUAAUUUUCCAGACUGGGCUAGGUAAUUCUAUCAAAGGCUGUCACUAUGCAGGGAAAGGUCCACGGUGACUGACUGCAUCUCCGAGUUGGGUUGAAAGUUCUUCUACUUGCCGAGAAUAAGCACCAUCAAAGAGAGUCUGCAAGGCUAUACAUGUAAGAAGUAGAUAGGUCUUAUCGUAGCUGGACAUCUGAUCUUUU